AUGAAUAAAGAAGAAGAGGAGUUUAUUAAAGAGCGGGAAAGGAACAGAGAACUAAUGGAAGAAAUCGCCAGAGAAAUUGAAAUGACGUGCUCAGGUAAGUUAAAAAAUGAAAAUAAAUAACAAUAUUAAAAACCUUGGAUGAGCAAGUCCUUCCGCGCGAAUUGCACGCCCUUUCGAAUAGUUUAACCCUUUGGGACAAUUGGGAGUGUUCUAUAUGAAACAAUGCAGAGUUUGCAGUUCUAAAGCCACUUACCGUUUUAGUUUAACCCAUUUAGUUGUUAAGCAGCAAAUCCAGGAAGUUAUACAUACACUAUCUAUAGGUAGCCAUUUUGACUCCUGAGGGAAAUAACCCACCCAGCCCAGAAAAGGUUGGCCACACCACCGACCGGGGUUUACGAUCAAUACUUUUUCCAGUGUAGUGGUGUGGGUUCUUUUAGGUCGCACAAGUACCAGAUAAGUCCUGUCGGACCUACGGUUUUUAUUCCUUAUCCGAGAAGACUACAAAGUCUAACCGUUUUCAGAUGUCGCUACGAAAGCAGCACUUUCUUCUCAGUUAUUUAAAGAACCUGAGUGUUGGUCCGGCCGGGGUUUGAACUCGCAACCUUCCGCUCAGCAGACCGGCACUCUCCCGACUGAGCUAAUCAGACGGCGGAGGUUAAAAAAACUUGGAACACUGCUACCUUAUUAUGGAAUUCCUGACUAAUCUUGAGAGAGAUUUAGACAAACAUUUUGGGCAAAAAUCCACUGCCAAUUUCACUAUUCGCCACUACUCUUACCAGUUUGAAUUCCUCCUAUUCCGGAAAGCUAAAUAGCCCCAAUUCCGUGAGGUGAAAGGCUAUAAGUUGAACUAGAUAUCUAUAGAAUAAAAGAGCAAACGAGAAAGCUCCUGAAAACGUUUAUGCUAGUUUUCUUUUUCUAAAAACGCACAAAAUUUUCCGACUUGGAAUUUAAUGGUACCGAUUUAGAUAAACGAUUUCAAGUCCAUGAGCCAUUUUGUGAGAAGUGGGUAAAAAUACAAUAUUUGUAGCAACCCUUUAUGGAAAAUUAUUUCGUUGUUUUCGUUGUUAUUAACUUAGUAUGUGCUAAAUUGUGAUCGGUCUGUUACCAAACUUGAGACUUAAGGAACGUUAUUGGAAAAAUUGGGGGCAUAUAUUAAACGGUUGUGGAUGACGAGAAAUUUUUCCCUUAAAUAAUGAAACUAUAUGCAAAUUCGAAGCUUUUCUCUCAAGUUAUUAACUCCUUUCAAUUCGAUCAAGCUUUUUCAAUUCAUGGUGACAAUUGAAACUUAGGGUGCGUUUGAUUGCAUGAGAAACCCGGAUUUAAGUUUAAAGUCCGGGUUUUAGAUUUGGCAAUCGAACGCGAAAUGCAAAACGGAUAUUUCACCCUCACCCCCGAGAAAUCCUUCCUCAAAUCAUGACUUUAUGGAUUUUCUUUAUACCGUUCUAGUUGGAAAAACUGUUCUCGUGAACAGCGUUUUUUUUUCUGCUUGUUAUGCGUGCGCAUGCGAGAUAACUGUUCUCUCAAAAACAGUUCAAAUUUUUUCUUGUUAUAUCCCCGAAAUACUGAUUACCAAAGGUCAAAUCUCACCUGUAUAGCAACCACAUAGACCAGCAACACCAUACGAUAUCGAACAGGCCUUUAAAUGCAAUUUUUUUGUUUGGAGUAUUGACACCAACGUUUUCUCAAUGAAUUUUAAACUUGCUGAUUUGAUCUGCUCACAUUUUGUCCUGAUGUAUUGACGGUGUUACUACGUAUGACGUGGUUGUGGUUCGUAAGGAAGUGCACAUGAACGUUUCGUCCUAUAUGACCCCUACCGCAGUUGUUGACUGCAGGUAACAUAGCAUGGAGCUGAAACGAACAGAAAUUUAUCUUAAGUCAUAUGCUAUUCCAUGCCAAAAAUAAUACAGCCAAAUGGAAAGGUAGAAACCUAUUUUCAUAUUCAGUCAGUGGUAUGUCACAGGUUGCAUUUACGAAAAGAGUUUUGGCCUUGGUACGUGCAAAGUUGUGGCCUCCAAUUUUUCCCACAGAAAUUAAUAGCAACGGAAAUAAUUUUAACCGCGAAAAAAGUAUAUUUAAAGCCAACGCUGCAAUGUACGUAUGUUAAUACAGCAAAAAGGCAACAUUUGUAUUCUUGCUUUAACAAAAGGUAAUAAUAAUAAGUGCUACAACUUAACUGGUCGAGCUCGAACUGUAUCCCCAAUAAAGCACACAGGCUUAGUCACCGGCAGUUAGGCUGGGGAAACAAAAAGUGUGACCGACAUUUGUCUGGGACAGGAAGCACCGAGCUCAAAGGCUUAGAAACAGAAAAAACUUGGGAUCAUCUUUGAUAUAACGAGAUCACCUUCACUAAUAUACCUAACAAAGUACGAGGGCCAAUAGCCAGCUAGGCUGUUAGAAACGGUUAGGGCGCAGCAUUUAAGGUAAACAGGUGUUUAUUACGAUUGUGGCUGGGGGUCUGUAGCAUUGCCAAUUUGACUGCAUUAGUCACUGACUUAUGUCGCCACUUAAGAGCGGUCCCGGUACAGCUGUUCUAAGCGUACAUUGAGACUAAAUAUACAAGAUAAGGAACCGGUGAAAAACGGCGCUAACCGUACAAAUAAAAUAAGAAGUGAUAAAAUUCAGAAAGAUGGCAGAGCUGAGCUGCCAACAGAAAUAAAUGCGGUCAGACAGAGGCCAGAAAAGAAAAAACUGCCCAAAAAUCCACGAAGGGAAAAAAUGCGGGCGAAAAAUCUGGAUAGGAACCAAGCCUUAAGCUCAAAGACGUUUCUACGGGACUUUAUAAGUUAAUCGAAAUAGGCCGCUCCUAAAAUAAUCAAAAAACUUAAGAAAACCAAACAAAGGUUGUUUCAGAAGCCGAUAUGACGUACACGCGAUAUUUAUACGUAGCCUUUUAUACUCCCGGCAUGGCCAAGACAAGACAAGACAAGACAAGACAAGACAAGACAAGACAAGAACUUUAUUUAUACCAAACAGAAAAAAAGACAUUUGCAAAAGACAAUACUACUUAUGUAAGGUACAAGCGUCCUUUAGCUAAAAAGCUAAUCUAGCUAGGAGGCAUUAUAGAUUAAUUAAGAAUAUUUAAGAGGUUCUUUCAUGGAGGUACAAGUAGAAAACAAGGUUAAAAAAAUAAACAAACAAAUAAACAAAGAAAAUAAAAGAAAAAACGCAUAUGUAGAGAAUUGCAUCACUGAAAAAUUGAGGAAGUGGAGAAAGUAUUGGAAAAGAAAGAACUUAAUAUGAACUAGUGCCCCUGGCUAACACCCAGGUUCUGUGGUAUUUCGUGCCGCCCAAAUAGUUAUUUCUCAUUCUUAGCGGGAUAAUUCGUCAUAAAUAACAUAACUUGCAACAUGUAAAACUUUGCUCAAUCAUUUUUCACUGAUUUUAUCUGCCAUUUUACCGUUGUUAUAAGUGCCAUCAAUUGAAUUAGUGUUCCUUGCAACUGAUUUAUUCAUUCGUGGACUACCAGUCUAUAUAAAACUGAAAUAGAACUGAUUCAGUUUGAUAAUUGAGCAUUAAAUCUUUAUUUCCAGACAUAAACGAGUGUAACACAGGAGAACACAACUGUGACGUCACUAGUUGGUGCUAUAACACUAUUGGAUCCUUUGGAUGUGCUUGCAGGGAAGGUUAUUCUAAAAAUGGAGAAGAUAAAUGCACAGGUAACACUUUCAAAUCCCUUAAUUGAAACACUCAGAUAUUCAUAACCACGUCUCUUUCAAAUCAAUUUCCUCUGUUCCAAGUGGUUUUUCACUAAAUUCGCAGCAUUGCUGGGGACAGCAAAGAUACUAAGGAAAGUACCGUUUCUGUAAGAAGAAGGAAAGAGAGACCUGGGAGCCGUGGUGACUUGUUGUGACCCGCUCCCAAGGACUAUAAACCAGGCCGAACAUCCUGCCUGAGUCUACAAGGAAUGGACAUAAUGAUAAUAGUAAUAAUAAUAAUAAUAAUAAUAAUAAUAAUAAUAAUAAUAAUAAUAAUAAUAAUAAUAAUAAAACUUAUAUAGCGCCGAUAUCAAUAUUGCUAUUUUCAUCAGCGCUUAAAAAUAAAAAUCUUCCAAAAAAAAAAAAAUUACUAGGACUGCAUAAAGAUGAACCUACCAAAAAGAGUUAAAACAAUUAUGUCAACACUAAAAUUAUAAAAUUACCUAGUCUACUUAAAUGGUAAAAAAACUGCACAAAACUUACUAAAAACGAGAUUAAAAAGUACAUAAAAUUACAAAAAAGCUUUCUGAAAUAAAGAUGUCUUGAGUGUCUUUUGAAAAGAUGCUACUGAGCUACUGAGCUACUGCAUCACAAUCGGAGAGUAAAUUGUAUUUACAUGCUUCUUAAGAUUAAUAAGUUCCUGGAGAUAAAAAGGUGCUAAGCCAGUGAUAGCCUUUUACGUUGACAGUAGUAUCUUAAAUUCAAUUUUGAAUUUAACCAGCACUAUACAGCGACGGUCGUACUUGGCAGUAUUUAGAUUCCUGGAAAAUUAACCUCUAGCGGCAGCAUUUUGGACCCUCUGUAGCUUAUUAAGCUGGUAGGCUGGCAGGCCAUAGAGCAGGCUGUUACAAUAGUCGACGCGACAGUGUUAUACCUAAAAGUUCGGCACUAUUAUAACAGCUAGUUCCUUCUCGUCGACCACAACAGGGCUGAAGACGUGUUUGUUAUUUUUAAGGUCGAUGAUCAUCUCCUUGUAUUUGGCAGUGUUGCAUGCAUUGCUCACGUGACCAUUCCUCGACAGCACUAACUGCGCUUUGAAUGUCACCCUGUGCGCCUCGCGGGACUAACUCAUCAAUAGUAGAGAGAUCAAGCAGCGCGUUUAAAGCAAACGGCAAACUUGAGAUUCAAGUUGAGAAAUUUUUAAAAUGAGAAAUGAGCAGAUAAAAUUAAACAGCUUAAAACAAUUCUUAUGGAUAAAAUUGGCCUGAAUCUACCGAUUGUCGUGUGGUUAUAAUGAACAGAAAACGACUAGUGAAGGGGAAACUUGCUUACGUUUGCCGUUUACCGUAAACGCGAUGCUUAAUCUCUCUAGUAAGUAUAAUCAACGUACAAAAUGUGCUUCUAUAUGUCCACACUAAAAACCCCUGAGGAAUAUCGAUAGGCCUAGUUUGGUUCCUUGAGGCACACCAGCGGGCACAGGGCCUCAUUCAUAAAAACAGUCUCUAGACAGCUUUACGCGUUGUUGUCUAUGCGUUAAGAAGUCGGCCACCCAGAGGGCAACAGCGCGAGGAAAAGAUAGGCCGAAAACUUUGCGCACAAGUAGGGUGUGGUCGCUGAGAUCGAAGGCCUUCCUGUGAUUAAGCGGGAUGACUCUCACAGCAGCCCCAGACCCGUCGGUGGCUCGCAACUAGGUACAUGUAGCAUGAACGUAAGGGCGUGUAGGGUAGAGGACGCUGGGAUGCAACCAUACUGAUUUGGAUCAAUCACCUUCAGAACCGCAGGGCCGAAAUGGCGAGCGACGACAAAGUCCUGUGCAAGUUUAGGUAUCAAGGAGGUUAGGGAGAUCGGACGAAGAUAUUUGUUGAUGUCGAUAACAGGUUUUAGCUUGGGGACAGGCACCAUCUUCCAGGAUUACGGACGUCUCUGCUCCGCAAAAGUGCUGUUUUGCACAGCUGUAAUUGGGCAAGCAAAGAUGCCUGCGUACGCCUUCACCAUACUACCCCCAUCUAGUCCUGCCGCCUUCAUAGGGUUAAGCCUUUUUAGAGCGGAUAAAACGGCGGGUUCGGAUAGGGUCAGCGGUGACAAAUCCUUACUGUGUGACGGGAGGAAUUCAAGCCUUUGGAAGGACUCUAUAGGUUGUAGGAAUCCUGAGUUGAUUAUUAAAUUCUUGAAUAGCACCAAAUAAUGACUGUUUAGGCUUAUGCUGCGACUUCCCUUCCCCUGAUGAAAUAGAAUUCUGCACGAUAUAAAUCUCGCUGAGAUCUCGAUGAUGAGAACUACGAGUAAAGAGGUUCACAAUUCGCUUGUCUUUACUGGCGUCAAUCAUCUGAUCAUCAAACACGAUCAGAUUCUGUUUGUUCACAUCAAAAUAGGAAUCCCGCUCCAAAGCCGUAGGAAUUACCUUGAUAAAUUCAAUGUGCGGCAUGGCGACUAGCAUUUCUGUAGACGCAGGCUGCCAUUGUGAAUAACACCAAACGAUCCUCUCUGGGGGAAGGUAAAUUGCCUCUUAAGCUUGAUGCAAUAGAGAUACAACCCAGGUCGCUUUUCCGGACUUGGUCAUUCCAGCAGUCAUGGAGACGAAAGGAUACUCAAAGCGAAACCGCUGACAUUUCUGUGAAGACAUCGGAACUGUUUGAAAUGGGGUGAGACCAGCAUUGCGGUGUUUAAACAUCGCGUGCCUUUACAUGCUAUCUUUUCUACUAAACGAUUUUUCGCAAACGGAACAAAACCAACUCAUGUCAACUCCUCAGGAGCAGAAUGUAGACUGAGAAAAAGGUAGAAUGUUGCGCGUUUAUAUAGGUUUGGCAAGCCAUGAUAUCACAUUUCUAUUGCUUUCCUCCUCCACCAACACCACCACCACCACAUUUCUAUUGUUAAGUUAUUAACUGUUUUUUUGUUGUUGUUGCUUUUAUAAUAAUAUGUCAAGGUUCUCUCUUGGGUUUUUUACUGUAGAGCUGAGCCAAUUUGUAUGCAAAUGUCGGGUUGUUAACUCGCAUAAUUAACGGCGCGUGACAAUGACAAGACCAUAAGCUCACCAAGCGCUUAGAGUUAGUCCUCUCCUCGAGAUAGAAUACCUGAAUUUUGGGCUUGAGUUUUGUUUAAAUCCUAUGUUUAGUCAUGAUAAUUAAAAGAAAUGAUUAAAGAUUUUUCAGUUACACUCGGUAACAAUAGCUUGUUCAACAACUGAGCUCUUUCAUUUUGAACACAUAAUAGUUUCUACAUGAGCCAAUUAUCAGGGUUAAAAGAGACCGGGCAAUUCUAGGUAAGCCUAUUGUUUUUAUUGUAUAAGAGAGACACUCAUUAGAUAUGGAGGAAGACACUUAUCAGUAUGAAGGAACCCACUUUUUUCCUAGGUUAAAACAAUGGGUGACGUAAAGUACUCGACCCUUAUGCAUAUCAAUGAUUUACCUCAACCUUAAUAGAUACUUACUCGACACCAACGGGGUUUAAUUUCAUUUCUCUAUCACUACUGUGUUAGUAAUGACAAGGGAAAAGAAAGUAAGGUUUGAGGGUAUAACUCUUUUGCAUGGGCGGACAAUGGGAGAAAGCGAUGAAGAAGGUAAAAAUAUUUGGGGAUUAUUGAGGCGGAUGUAAUAAACAAAAAGGAGAUGAAAAAGAAAGUAAAAAAGAAGGCUGAAACUAAUGUUGAAAUCAAGAUUGAAUUGAAAGAAUAAGGUUAUAGCCAUUAACACCUUCUCAGUGUCAGUGCUGAUCAGGUAUGGAGCAGCUAAGAUGGGCAAAGGCAGAACUGAAAACAUUGGAUUCAAUGACUAGAAAGGUGUUGACAAUGAAUGAUGCUUUCCAUUCAAGAAGAGAUGUUAAUAGCUUGUAUGUAUCAAGGGAGGAUGAAGGUUGGGAACUAAUAAGCUGUGAGGGGUGUGUGAGAGGUGAUUAAAACAGUUUUGGGCGGUAUGUGAGGAAUUCUUUGGGCGUUUUACUGCAAGGGGUAAGGGCAGUAAGGUAUAUUGAAAGUGAGGAAACUGUCAGUUAAGCUGAUUGAAGAUAUCUUGGAACAAUGAGCUGAAACUCGACAGCUGGAAGGAAAAAAAGCUGCAUGGUCAAUUUUGUGAGGAAUACCCGGAAUAACACAUGUAAGAAAACUUGGCCGGAGCUGGUUACGAAAAGCAGACUCGAAGAUCCAAACAGAAGCAGUUAUUUGUGCAGGUCAGGAACAGGCCCAGAGGACCAACUAUCUAACUGAUACUAUGUUGACAUUACCGCGCGAAUCCCGCUUAUGUAGGUAAUGUGACGAGAAGGUGAGAGUGUAAACCAUGUUGUCUGUACGUGUAACUUUAAAGUUAGCCCAAAGGGAAUAUAAAAACAGACAUGAAAUAUUGCAAAAGUAGUUCGUUAGAAGUUAUGCGAGAAAUAUCAUCUGGAAGUGGUACGAACACAUGCCUGACAAAGUGAGUAAAAAAGAUAAAGUUAAACUACUGUGGGAUAAUGAACAUCCAAUGUGAUCAUGUCAUCAAUGCUACAAUAGACAUGAUCAUGUGGCUGUAAACAAACAGGAGAGAGAGUGCGCCACUUUCGAUAUUGCUGUAGCAGGGGAUAAGAGAAUUGUUGAAAAGGUUACAAAAUAUCAGGAGCUUAAAGGGACAUUACAAGGAGGUGGAACACGAGAACUGUGUAGGUGAUACAGAUUGUUGUAAGAUCAUUCGCAAGUGUGACGAAGAACUUGGAGAAGUGGCUGGAAAGUUGGACACAAGAAUUAGUAUUUCAUUGCCCCCAAAAAACUACUCUUCUAGGAACAGAAAGGAUUUUAAGAAAAGCAUUAGUCAGUUCUAGAGUAAGGAGUCGAAAUCUAAGGGUCCUUUUUCAUGGGUCAUGACUCGCUCCCUUAGCAAGUACAACGGUAUGAGAUCAGCCAGUGCACAAAAAAAGAAAUAAUAAUGAUGAUGAUGAUAAUAAUGAUAAUUAUUAUUAUUUAAUUAAUAAUUAUUUAUUAUUAUUAUUAUUAUUAUUAUAUUAAUAGUAAUUUGAAUGAUUAUUAUAAUACUUAUAUAGUUCAAGGGAAAUAGGACUGAGUGGAGUCAGGAGACGACAUAGCUGGAGUCCGGUUUGUUUAAUCAUGAGUAACAAUUAAUUAAUCAUAAUUAAACAAAAUUUGUGAUAAUUUCAGAUUUUAUGAACUUUAAAACACAAGAUCUAGCGAGAGUUUUUUGCGGCUAGAAGGAAAAAAAAUAAGAACAACAACAUCGAAGAGCGCGCUCGGCAUAGCGUUAUUGUUGUGCCAUUACUUAGGUAUAUAUGACGGGCACAGUCCAAUUACACUGUUACAGUCAGUACUCAGUCAGGACUCAGAUUGGAAUCAAUUCCGUCUGCAAUCAUCGAAUUGAUUAGAGAAGACUGUUUCUCGGUAUUCCUUUCGUGGGCGAAAACAACUAUAUUUAUAUCAGAAAAAAAAGGCAAACUGAAUAGUAGCACCUCCUGUUUUGCAGACGUAAACGAGUGUGCAACAGGAAAACGCAAAUGUAACGGCAGCUCCAUAUGCCACAACACCAAAGGAUACUUCCUAUGUAUCUGCCUACCAAAGUAUCUCGGCGUUAAUUGCACAGGUAAAUAUAUUGUACAUUGA
This is a messenger RNA of Porites evermanni, 9213 nucleotides long. The record is from the annotation of a GenBank genome assembly. NCBI's taxonomy places the organism in Eukaryota, Metazoa, Cnidaria, Anthozoa, Scleractinia, Poritidae.